Beta vulgaris subsp. vulgaris (sugar beet) is the source of this 1691-nucleotide messenger RNA. RefSeq names its product adenylyltransferase and sulfurtransferase MOCS3. Gene Ontology annotation, biological process: tRNA wobble position uridine thiolation. The transcript is spliced from 11 exons. The record is from RefSeq and is a predicted model, not a curated record. The coding region runs from base 110 to 1504 and encodes 464 amino acids. Gene Ontology annotation, molecular function: thiosulfate-cyanide sulfurtransferase activity; URM1 activating enzyme activity; adenylyltransferase activity. Lineage: Eukaryota; Viridiplantae; Streptophyta; Magnoliopsida; Caryophyllales; Amaranthaceae. Gene Ontology annotation, cellular component: cytosol; cytoplasm.
UCCAAAUUUAUAGGGUUUAUCAUUUUUGUCAUUUGCGUAGUAGUUGCGUUUCUCAUCUCUUUCAAACCGUCACUUUCUCUCACUCCUACCUUCUUCACUGCGCACGACUAUGGCGUCAAAUGGAGAAGAGCGCAGUCAUAUUCUCGACAAAAUCGAAGCAUUGAAAUCUCAAAAGAGUGAAAUUGAAGCUCAAAUUUCUUCUCUUGAAUCUCAGCUUCGAGAAACUUCUAUCAACAAACAACCUCUUUGUGACGGUUCUUGUCCUUCAAUCUCCGCCGUUGAUUCCAAUCUCAGCCGCCAUGGAUUACCAUCCGAUGCUAUUUACCGUUACAGUCGCCAUCUUUUACUCCCCUCUUUUGGUGUUCAUGGGCAGUCUAAUCUGUUGAAAUCAUCGAUGCUGGUUGUGGGAGCUGGAGGUUUGGGAUCACCUGCUCUUUUGUAUCUCGCAGCAUGUGGAGUCGGUCGAAUAGGUAUUGUUGAUCAUGAUGUAGUUGAGCUUAAUAAUAUGCAUAGGCAGGUUAUCCACACUGAAUCCUACAUUGGCAAGUCCAAAGUAGAAUCUGCUGCUGCUGCCUGUCGCGCGAUCAACUCGACUAUUGAGAUUGUUGAAUAUAGGGAAGCAUUACGAACAUCAAAUGCUUUGGAGAUCUUUAGCAAAUAUGAUUAUAUAAUUGAUGCGACGGACAACGUGCCAAGCCGGUACAUGAUUAAUGAUUGUUGUGUUGUAUUGAAAAAGCCACUUGUAUCAGGUGCCGCGCUAGGAUUGGAAGGGCAGCUGACUGUUUACAACUACAAAGGUGGCCCAUGCUAUCGGUGCCUAUUUCCAGCCCCGCCACCAGCAACAGCGUGUCAAAGAUGUGCUGACAGUGGUGUUCUUGGAGUCGUUCCUGGAAUUAUUGGGACUUUACAGGCCUUAGAGGCUAUAAAAAUAGCAAGUAAUGUUGGCGAUCCACUCUCUGGACGGAUGCUUAUAUUUGAUGCCUUGUCUGGAAGGAUUCGAGUGGUCAAAAUACGGGGACAAUCACCACAAUGUGAAGCCUGUGGAGAAAGAUCUACAUUCACCCCUGAAAAAUUUAGAGAAUUUGACUAUGAGAAGUUCACCCAGUUUCCUUUGUCAACGGCUCCACCCAAGUUGAAUCUCAUUUCAGCAGAUUCAAGAAUAAGUUGCAAGGAAUACAGUGAGAAAGUUGUCAAUGGAGAAGCACAUAUUUUAGUCGAUGUUCGACCUUCUCAUCAUUUUGACAUCAUAUCACUUCCAAAUUCAGUCAAUAUUCCACUCUCAACUUUGGAGACCCGAUUGCCAGAAAUUGCAGCGGCUUUGAAGGAAGAGGAAACACGUAAAGGCGUUUCAGGUGCUCAUUUAUACACAGUUUGCAGAAGAGGCAAUGACUCGCAGAGAGCUGUCCAUCUUCUACAUAAGCUUGGUUUCACCUCAGCAAAGGACAUUGUCGGGGGAUUGAGUUCUUGGGCACAGGAAGUUGAUCCUAAAUUUCCUGCUUACUAAUGGCAUGCACGCAUGCGAAAUCUUCUUGUGAUCUAGUUGUAGACAAUGUAUUUUUUUUUUUUUUUAUCCUGGUUCAAACCCUUGGAAAUUUGAACUUACAGUAUGAAACAGCUAAGUUGAACAACAUAAGUGUAACAAAAUACCUCAGAUUUUUUGAACUUAAAAAUGAUCCAUUGAUUUAAAGUUA